AAGAAAUACUAUAUAAAUAUUCUUUCCGACAAUCAAUUCAAUACUCCGUAAAUUAUAUUCACAUACUCAAGUAUACACUGAAUAAACAAAUAAUAUAAUUCUCCCCACUCAAUUUUUUUUAUACCUAUAUAAUACCAAUACAAGAACACACCAAAAACAUAUCAAUCAAAAGAAAGCUAAAAUAAAUAGAAAAAAAAAGAAAGAAUUAAAUCAUGGCCAUCAAAAUGCAACGUUCAUCAGCCAAGUAUGUAUUGCAACACCGCCAAAUCAUCACACGCAGUAACUACAAAACCAAAAUAAUCAAGGCCACGUCAUCGCCAUGCGACGUGUUCAUCAACCACAGAGGCACUGACACGAAGCGAACGGUGGUCUCGUUGCUGUACGACCAUUUCUGCCGGAUCAAUCUCCGGCCUUUUCUAGACAACAAGAACAUGAAACCUGGCGACAGAUUGUUCGAAAAAAUCGACGCUGCGAUAAAGGGGUGCAAGAUUGGCCUCGUUAUUUUUUCGCCUCGUUAUUGCGAGUCUUAUUUUUGCCUUCAUGAGCUGGCACUGAUGACGGAGCUUAAUAAGAAAACGAUUCCGAUUUUUUGUGACGUUAAGCCGUCGGAGCUUAAAGUGGUGCGUGACGGAAGAAUGACGUCGGAGGAGUUUCGGAGGUUCGAUAUGGCUUUGGAAGAGGCUAAGUAUACCGUCGGGCUCACCUUCGACUCUCACAAAGGGUAAUUAUUU
Messenger RNA from Erythranthe guttata (spotted monkey flower), 731 nucleotides. Its product is annotated as putative 2' cyclic ADP-D-ribose synthase BdTIR. NCBI's taxonomy places the organism in Eukaryota, Viridiplantae, Streptophyta, Magnoliopsida, Lamiales, Phrymaceae. The record is from RefSeq and is a predicted model, not a curated record. Gene Ontology annotation, biological process: signal transduction.